UAAUGCAAUGGCCCCUAAUACUACUUCAAAGCGUUCUCUUCUCACAUUUCUAACACUUUCGUAUCUCUUAUCGACCGUCCACAUCAACACCAUGGCUGAGGCAAGGAACCUGCAAACCAUGACGGUGGCUGCUGAUCAUUCUGGCUCCGGAAACCUAGUUGAUUGUUGGAACGCGGCGUUAGAGCUCAAGUCUUGCACCGACCAGAUCGUCAAGUUCUUCAUGAGCCGUAACGGUACGGCUGAACCGGGUGUAACCGGUGGUAUUGAUAAAGAUUGUUGUGGAGCCAUUGGGUUGAUAGGGAAGGAGUGUUGGUCCGUUCUGUUUACUUCUCUAGGGCUUACGACUAUGGAAGAGAAUAUGCUUAGAGAGUAUUGUGAUUUUCAGGCGGAGAAGCUGGUAUUUUCACCGUCACCGUCUCCGUCGCCGGAAACUAUGGCUUUGUCUCCGGUUGAAAUUACGUAUCCGGGACUUGAUUAAUUAAUUAUAUGGCUUCUUUUUCUUGUGUUUAAAGUUAAUAAAGAUUACCUUUUCGGUGUUCUUAACAUUAGACGU
Molecule: messenger RNA, 553 nt
Organism: Brassica oleracea var. oleracea
Lineage: Eukaryota; Viridiplantae; Streptophyta; Magnoliopsida; Brassicales; Brassicaceae
Product: egg cell-secreted protein 1.5
Exons: 1
Coding region: 8-478 (156 amino acids)
Biological process (GO): double fertilization forming a zygote and endosperm
Source: RefSeq, a predicted model, not a curated record